Messenger RNA from Lactuca saligna, 1771 nucleotides. Lineage: Eukaryota; Viridiplantae; Streptophyta; Magnoliopsida; Asterales; Asteraceae. The record is from the annotation of a GenBank genome assembly.
GGAUAUUAUUUGUAUCUUCUCAUUUUGAAUUUCAAAAUUUUGUGGCAGGCGCACCGUAGACCUUUAACCGUAUACUUGUGGAAACCGACGUAGCAGACCCCCACCUUCUGUGCUUAUAUAUACUAAACCCCAUUCCUGAAACCGACAUGACAAAUUUGAAAUCGAUUUGAGAAGGCGUCUUAAUAAACGCCCUUCGAAUACCUCUUUCUUCCUUCGAAACCCUAGAUCUACGAUCUUCAUCUUCUCGUUUUCCAUUCUUCUCUAAAACCAAACGAAAAUGAGAGAGUGCAUUUCAGUUCACAUCGGACAGGCCGGUAUUCAGGUCGGGAAUGCCUGUUGGGAGCUCUACUGUCUGGAGCAUGGUAUUCAGCCCGAUGGCCAGAUGCCAAGUGACAAAACUGUCGGCGGAGGUGACGACGCCUUCAAUACCUUCUUCAGCGAAACAGGAGCUGGGAAACACGUUCCCCGAGCUAUCUUCGUAGAUCUGGAGCCCACUGUCAUCGAUGAAGUAAGAACUGGAACAUAUCGUCAACUCUUCCACCCUGAACAACUCAUCAGUGGGAAAGAAGAUGCUGCUAACAACUUUGCACGUGGUCACUACACCAUUGGAAAAGAGAUUGUUGACCUCUGCCUUGACCGAAUCCGCAAGCUUGCCGACAACUGCACUGGUCUCCAAGGCUUCCUAGUCUUCAACGCCGUUGGUGGAGGAACAGGUUCUGGACUUGGUUCUCUUCUACUCGAGCGUUUGUCUGUUGACUAUGGAAAAAAGUCAAAGCUAGGGUUCACUGUUUACCCUUCACCCCAAGUUUCAACCUCUGUUGUUGAGCCUUACAACAGUGUCCUCUCCACUCAUUCUCUCUUGGAACACACUGAUGUCUCUGUGCUUCUCGACAAUGAAGCCAUCUAUGAUAUCUGCAGAAAGUCUCUAGACAUCGAACGCCCUACCUACACCAAUCUCAACCGUUUGGUUUCUCAGGUUAUCUCAUCAUUGACAACAUCUCUUCGAUUUGAUGGAGCAUUGAAUGUGGAUGUAACUGAAUUCCAAACAAAUCUCGUCCCAUAUCCACGUAUCCACUUCAUGCUUUCUUCAUAUGCACCCGUGAUUUCAGCUGAAAAAGCCUACCAUGAACAGCUCUCAGUAGCAGAAAUCACCAACACUGCUUUUGAGCCCUCUUCCAUGAUGGCCAAAUGUGACCCUCGCCAUGGGAAAUACAUGGCUUGCUGUUUGAUGUACAGAGGUGACGUGGCACCAAAGGAUGUGAAUGCAGCUGUGGGGACCAUUAAGACGAAAAGAACAAUCCAGUUUGUGGACUGGUGUCCGACUGGGUUCAAAUGCGGGAUUAACUACCAAUCCCCGACUGUGGUCCCGGGUGGUGACCUGGCGAAGGUGCAACGUGCGGUUUGUAUGAUUAGUAAUUCGACUUCUGUUGCUGAGGUGUUUUCGAGGAUUGACCAUAAGUUUGACUUGAUGUAUGCGAAGAGGGCGUUUGUGCAUUGGUAUGUGGGUGAGGGGAUGGAGGAAGGGGAGUUUAGUGAGGCGAGAGAGGAUUUGGCUGCUUUGGAGAAGGAUUAUGAGGAGGUUGGGUUGGAGAGUGGGGAAGGGGAGGAUGAUGAAGAGGAGGAGUAUUGAAGAGUGUGAGAGGAGGGGUUUAAUUACUUAUUUUUGUUUUGGGAUAUUGUUGUGUUAGGGUGUUGGGUUAUGCCUUUAUGAUGUUUUUGGUUAUGUUUUUUUUUUAAAUGUUGUAGUUGAGAACUUGAGGUGAUAUGGUGU